Molecule: messenger RNA, 885 nt
Organism: Dichomitus squalens LYAD-421 SS1
Lineage: Eukaryota; Fungi; Basidiomycota; Agaricomycetes; Polyporales; Polyporaceae
Product: fructosamine kinase PKL/CAK/FruK
Exons: 5
Coding region: 1-885 (294 amino acids)
Source: RefSeq, a predicted model, not a curated record
AUGCCCACCGCCUGUUCACCCAAAUUCUGGAAAGGGAGCAGCCUGGAGUCAGCCUAUCGCAGGAGCCAGCAUUAUUUCGCGAAAAUCGGAAGACCAGAUGACAAAGACCGGUUUGUCGGAGAAGCGGAAUCGCUGAAGGCCAUGUAUGCGGCAGCUCCAGGCCUGGUGCCGAGGCUGCUGAGCUGUGGUGUCAUCGACAACGAAAAUAAGGAACGCGAUGUCGACGUCGGGCGACCUUAUUUUCUAUCGGAAUACAAAGACAUAGGGCCUCUCUCCAGCUCCGCUGCCAAGAUCCUCGGAAAGCGAGUUGCUACGGAACUCCACGCGUACGAGAGUAAGGACAGAUAUGGCUUUCACGUCCCCACAUAUUGUGGUGCCACACGACAAGAUAAUGGGUGGUUCAACACAUGGCCAGAAUGUUUUGAUGCACUCAUCGGCGGCCUUGUGGAAAAGCUCAAGGCACAAGGGGGUUAUGAAAGCCUCUGCGAGCAAGUAGAAAAGGUCAGGGAACGGGUGAUCCCUGCUCUGUUAGAUCCCCUCGACAUUCUACCUGUACUACUUCAUGGUGACUUAUGGAGCGGCAACACAGGGAUUGAUCGAUCCACUGGAGAACCCGUGAUCUUCGACCCGUCAUCGUACUACGGCCACAACGAGGCAGACUUAGCUAUCGGCCGCAUGUUUGGGGGGAUCCCUGAGUCGUUCUAUACUACAUAUCACGAGUACCUGCCCAAGUCCGAGCCGAGAGAAGAAUAUGGUCUCCGCCAGGAUUUGUACCAGUUAUAUCACUACCUCAACCAUACCGUUCUGUUUGGUGGCGGAUACGCUGGCAGCGCUCGUAGCAAGAUGGAUAAGCUAUUGAGAACUAUUCCAGGCGCAGAGAAGUGA